Messenger RNA from Ziziphus jujuba (common jujube), 1889 nucleotides. RefSeq names its product U-box domain-containing protein 21. Gene Ontology annotation, biological process: protein ubiquitination. Gene Ontology annotation, molecular function: ubiquitin protein ligase activity. NCBI's taxonomy places the organism in Eukaryota, Viridiplantae, Streptophyta, Magnoliopsida, Rosales, Rhamnaceae. The record is from RefSeq and is a predicted model, not a curated record. The transcript has a single exon. Bases 119 to 1453 code for a protein of 444 amino acids.
AUGCUUAUCUCCCUCCAAUAUUCUUCACAAACCCAUCAAAGAAAACAAGAAAGAAAGUUUGAGAAAAACAAGAAGCAAAAAAAUCACAAAAGAAAAAGUUUCAUUCUCUGUAAUAACAAUGGUUUUCGGUUGGAGAAGAAGAAAAACCAGCCCCCAUGGAAACAAGAAGAAGAAGCUCCGCGAGCUUGCAAAAAUGGAGUUUGCGAUUCCUGACCAUUUCUUGUGCCCCAUCUCUCUGGAUUUGAUGAAAGACCCGGUCACAUUGUCAUCGGGUAUAACCUAUGAUCGAGAAAGCAUUGAGAAAUGGCUUGAAGCUGGGAAUUUCACUUGCCCUGUUACCAAUCAAGUCCUUGGAAGUUUUGAUCAGAUACCCAAUCACAGUCUCAGGAAGAUGAUUCAAGAAUGGUGCAGUCAGAAUCAAACCCACGGUGUUCAGAGAAUCCCAACACCCAAAAUCCCAGUCAUGGCAAUGGAGGUCUCUGAGAUUCUCUUCAGCGUCUCUGCUUCAACAGGACGUUUGGAUUCAAAGGGGUGUUUGGAAUCCGUGCAGAAAAUCCAGAAAUGGGCUGGUGAGAGUGAGAGGAAUAGAAAAUGCAUCGUGAUGAAUGGAACAGCAAAUGUAUUAGCCUCUGCUUUUGAUCGCUUUGCAAAGGAAUCGUUCGAGAAAAAUGCUAGCCUGUGUGAAGAAAUUUUGUCUGCAUUGAAUUGGAUGUUUCCUUUUGAUAAAGAAACGCAGUGGUAUUUGGGAUCUGAAACUUCUUUGAAUUGCAUGGUUUGGUUUCUAAGAAACAGUACAGAUCUUUCAGCGAAGCAGAACUCCAUUUUAACAAUGGAGGAGGUUCUUUCUUCUGGUGAUCAUAAAUAUGCAGAAGAACUGGCAAAGAUUGAUGGAGCUAAAGAAAUUCUGGUUGAAUUCAUUAGAAAACAAGUCAGUCCCACCAUUACAAAAGCUUCACUUAUGUCAAUCUUCUACAUGGCUUCAUCAUCUUCAUCUUCUUUAUCAGAGAAAAUCAAAUUUGAAUUUGUCGAAAUGGGUUUGGUUUCUUUGCUUGUGGAGAAUCUUGUUGAUUCGGAAAUGGGUAUGGCUGAGAAAGCUUUGGGAGUUAUGGACGAGCUUUGCGGUUGUGAAAAAGGAAGACGGAAAGCUUAUGAAAAUGCUCUCACAAUACCAGUUUUGGUGAAGAAAUUGUUGAGGGUUUCCGAAGUAGCUACUGGUUUCUCAGUUUCUGCAAUUUGGAAGCUCUGCAAAUUUGCAAGCAGAGAAGAAGAAAGAGCUCUGGUUGAAGCUCUCCAAGUUGGUUGUUUUCAGAAGCUUUUGUUGAUUUUGCAGGUUGGUUGUGGAGAUGAAACGAAAGAGAAAGCAACUGAGCUUCUCAAACUGUUGAAUCCUUAUAGGGCUGGCUUGGAAUGCAUUGAAACUGUGGAUUUCAAGAAUCUUAAAAGGUCUUUUUGAUAUUUUUCUUUUUCUUUUUUUUCCCCCUUUUUUUUGAAUUUUUUAUUUCUGGUGUGAAGAAAUUUAGAUAUGUUUAGUCUUAUAGAUUUUUUUAUUUUUUUAAUUGUUGAAAUCUUUGAGCUAGUGAUUUCAUAUAUUCAUAGUUUCAUUGAUACAUAUAUUGUAACACCUAGAUACAAAAUGAUGAGAAAAAGCAUCAUUCUGAGGAUUGAAAUAGAAGUGUUCAAAUCUUUCCAAAAAUAUAGCAGAAUCGGUAUCGAUAUUCGUCAUUGUUGAUCGUUUAAGCGCCGCCGGCCAAAAUAUUGGUUGUUCCCACUAGACUGCAUCGGUAUCCAAUACUGGCAAAAAUGAAUGUAACUUUGAUCACCUGCCUCUCAAAAAUGAAUGUAAAUUCUCCACUAAAAUUAACUUCUUGUCCAUUUUGAACUAUAAAAUU